Molecule: messenger RNA, 1379 nt
Organism: Erythranthe guttata (spotted monkey flower)
Lineage: Eukaryota; Viridiplantae; Streptophyta; Magnoliopsida; Lamiales; Phrymaceae
Product: very-long-chain 3-oxoacyl-CoA reductase 1
Cellular component (GO): endoplasmic reticulum
Molecular function (GO): ketoreductase activity
Source: RefSeq, a predicted model, not a curated record
UGCUAUAAAUCUAGAUUAACUUCAUAAAUGAAUGUGUGCGCAAUAAAUCAACUUACAAAAAUUAAAAAACAAUUCUCAUUUGUUUUGGUUGUGUAUCAAAAAAUUAAUAUUUUACAGAGCUAUAAAAAUAAAAUACGACGACGUUUUCACCACUCGGAAGUGUAUAAUAUAAAAACCCCGUUUGCACAUCUUAGAUUCAUCAAAACAUGGCGGAGUGCAUCUACCACCAGCUCAAAUCUCAGCCCACAUGGAUUCUCAUCCUCCUCUCACUCGGCUCCAUAUCCCUCCUCAAACUCUCAUUUUCGAUCAUUAUUUGGGUCUACGUCAAUUUCAUCCGACCCGGAAAGAAUCUCAAGAAAUACGGGUCAUGGGCUUUAAUCACCGGCCCCACCGACGGCAUCGGAAAAGCCUUCGCUUUUCAGCUGGCAAGGAAAGGCCUCAACUUAGUCCUAGUUGGAAGAAACCCGGACAAACUGAAGGAGGUCUCUGAAUCAAUCAAGUCCAAAUCCGGGUCGACCCAGAUCAAAAAUGUGGUGGUGGACUUCUCCGGUGACCUAGACGACGGCGUUUCGAGGAUUAAGGAAGCAAUUGAAGGUCUGGAUGUUGGGCUUUUGAUUAAUAACGUCGGCGUGUCGUAUCCUUAUGCGAGAUUCUUCCAUGAAGUGGACGAAAAGCUGUUGUCUGAUCUGAUUAAGGUUAAUAUCGAGGGUACCACAAAAGUCACUCAGGCUGUUUUGCCGGCCAUGGUGAAAAGGAAAAAGGGGGCUAUUGUUAAUAUUGGUUCUGGUGCUGCUAUUGUUAUUCCUUCUGAUCCACUUUACUCUGUUUAUGCUGCUACCAAAGCGUAUGUUGAUCAGUUCUCAAGAUGCCUGUAUGUGGAGUACAAGAAUAGUGGGAUUGAUGUGCAAUGUCAGGUACCUUUGUACGUUGCUACGAAAAUGGCAUCAAUCAAAAGGUCGUCUUUCUUUGUUCCGUCAACAGACGGUUACGCUCGUGCAGCACUGCGUUGGAUUGGGUAUGAACCACGUUGCACUCCGUACUGGCCACAUUCUAUUUUGUGGGCUUUGGCUAAUUCUUUGCCUGAGUCGGCCAUUGAUGCUUGGCGUCUCAAGUUCUGCUUAGCUAUUAGAAAGAGAGGACAGCUCAAGGACUCCAAGAAAAUCGAAUAGAAGUAUUCGUAUGCCUCUUCCAUUCAAUUUAUGUACUCAUGAUUCAUCUUUCCUGUUUUCGUUCAAGAGUUUGUGUGAGACGAUUAAUUAUAUGUAAGACUGAUACAUCUCUCGUGUUAGAACUAUGAUUCUAUUUCUUUUGUCGGACAAGUGCGUUUGUGUUGUAAUGAACGAGUUGAAAUUUCUCAUUAACACGUUUAUUUUCGUGUU